AUGGAUAACUUCAUGGAAUCACUGAACAGGCUGAAGGAAGCCCAUGAGAAGGAGGUGCUGGGCCUGCAGAACAAGCUUCUGGAACUGAACUCAGAGCGGUGCCGGGAUGCACAGAGGGUGGAGGAACUCUUCGCCAAGAACCACCAGCUCAGGGAGCAACAGAAGGCGCUGAAGGAAAACCUGCGGGUGCUGGAGAACAGACUGCGGGCUGGCCUGUGUGACCGCUGCAUGGUCACCCAGGAGCUGGCCAGGAAGAAGCGGUUGGAGCUGGAGAGCACGCACCUACAGAGCCUGCAGCACCUCUGCGUCCUCACCAAUGAGAUGAAUGGACUGAAGGAGGAAAAUAAGAUCCUGAAGGAAGAAGUGAAGAGGCUUCGGAGCCUGGGAGACAAGUCUGCACCCCAGGCCCAGGAGGGCACCUCUGAGCCCCCGUCACCUCUGCUGCUGACCUCCCCUGGUGGCUGGAAGGGCACCCCCGAGAACCUCCCAGGAGGCCCUGAAGAGGCUGAGGAAGACGAGCCUAGCACAGCUCCCCAGAGAGAAGAAAAGCCAGCAAGCCACAAGACAUCCCCAGUGGCCAGAAUCUCCCCAGCUGCCAACAUGCCUGAGCCACGGACCCUGGACAUGAGCCCCCAGUGUAUUUCCAACCAACUGCACUCAACGGUAGCUGUGGUACGGCCUGGCUCUCGGGCCUGCCCACCAGACUGUGGCUCUGCCAAUGGGACACCCCCACCGCCAUCCACCAGAAGCAGCCCACUCAGUCUGACUUAUGAACAUGGCCUCCCUCUGGACAGCUUCCUGCGUGCCUCCCGGCCCUCAGCCAUGGCCUACGAGGCCCUGAAGCGCUCUCUGCAGGCCGACCGCCUCUGCCUCCUGAACCCGCACCCGUCCCUGCGCCAGCGCAGCCCGCACAGCAGCCCCCCGACUCCGGCUGCAGCUGCCCACAGCCCUCGGUCCCAGAGCCUGAAGGCCGGAGAGGCAGCGGCGUGGGAGGAGCCCACAGGCCUGCCUGGCACCUUGGUGGGCAUACAGGACCCACGGCUGGAAGGGGCACUGCAGCUGCUGCUGGCUCAACAGCAGCUUCGGGCUUGGGCACGGGCAGGCACUGCCAGGCCACGGGGCUUGUCCACACCAGAGGUGAUGCCAUCAUCCCCACGGGCUAGCUCCGACUCUGAGAGCUCCGAGAAGGAAGCCCCCGGAACAACUCCAAGCACAGCAGCCCAGCCUGGUGAGCCGCACCCUCCGCCCACAGGUCCAGGAGGCGGCCGGCGGAAGGAGACGCGUGUGGCCACUCAGGACUGUCCCCCAGACAAGCCCCUGGACCUCUCUGACCGGGGCCGGUGUUGGGAUGCCCCCAAGUCCACUGGCAAGCCUUUGUCACCCAGCCCCACGGUUGUCCACACUCCCAGUCCUCAGCCACCUGCCUUGUCCAGACUCUUGACUCGCAGCCCCUGGGCCCUCAGCAACGGCACCAAAAAAACCGGAGUUCAAGAGCCUGAAGAACCCUGCGCUUCCAAGGUGAGGGGCCCAGCCUGUACUCAUCGUCUAUGUUCCUCCACUUCAGGCAGGCAACCUACCUUCCUUGGCCUGCCGUCUUCCCUCUGCCCCACCAAGGGCAGGGCCACCUGGCUGCCCUGGCCCCAUGCCAGCCUGCCCUCUUGGACAGCAGGGGAGGCUGGAGGAAGGUCAAAGCCAGCACCCCACCUGCACAGGCCUAACACCGAUGGGCUCCCAGAACCCAGCAAGGCCGAGGUACAAAGGCCAGAAAUGGACGAACUGGAGGAGCCAGACACCUCAGACAGCGAGGUGGACCUGAGGUCUGAGGCAAGUGUGGAGCCAAGCAUGCUGGGAGAGGAGCAUCAACAGGGUCUACAGCAGAAGAGGAAAUGGGCCUCAGACACAGAGAACAAAGACCCCAAGAAGCCUUCUCAAGGGAGGAGGAAACUGAAGGAGCCCCUGACAGCAGCAGAGGGGCCCAGAAGCCCAAGGGACACUGAGGACGGCAGCAUGUCCCCAGCAACAGCCGUGGGAGACUUAGCCCAUUAGGCUAAGGGGUCCUGCACUUGCUCAGAAAUGGCUCCAUGUCACAGUCAGGUGACACAGAUCAAACCACCCAACCAUCAGACAGCUUGGCAUAGUUGGUGCACCCAGGCCUGCGCUAUCGAGAGGAGCUGGUGAGGCCCAAUUCAGGCCUCUGGGCAGCAUCACCAAAAAAGCCUGUUGCACCCAGCCAUGCAAGGUGUUGGGACAACACUGGGGUGGGGGAGUAUGGACUGUUCAGUCUCCAGCCCAGUCCCACCCUUGCUGCCCUUUUUUGGCAACACCCCCACCUCCAG
Nannospalax galili (Upper Galilee mountains blind mole rat) is the source of this 2336-nucleotide messenger RNA. RefSeq names its product RBBP8 N-terminal like (gene Rbbp8nl). The coding region runs from base 1 to 2046 and encodes 681 amino acids. Gene Ontology annotation, molecular function: damaged DNA binding; single-stranded DNA binding; double-strand/single-strand DNA junction binding. NCBI's taxonomy places the organism in Eukaryota, Metazoa, Chordata, Mammalia, Rodentia, Spalacidae. Gene Ontology annotation, cellular component: site of double-strand break. The record is from RefSeq and is a predicted model, not a curated record. The transcript is spliced from 13 exons. Gene Ontology annotation, biological process: double-strand break repair via homologous recombination; DNA double-strand break processing involved in repair via single-strand annealing.